This is a messenger RNA of Rotaria sp. Silwood2, 315 nucleotides long. NCBI's taxonomy places the organism in Eukaryota, Metazoa, Rotifera, Eurotatoria, Philodinida, Philodinidae. The record is from the annotation of a GenBank genome assembly.
AUGCAAAUACAACAAAGUAUCUUUUUGUUAGUAUUGUUAUUAUUAACAGCUGAAAGUUUCGCGUGGUUUCAUCAUCAAAGUCGUACAAAACGAACAGCAACAAAUGAAUGUUGUGUUUCAUCUAAACUUAAUGUUGCUGCAAAAAAAGCAAAUAAUGGUCGACAUUUUUUUCGACAAUUAGCAACCGAAGCUGAUUCAUAUAAACUUGUUAAUCCAGAAAAUAUGUGUAAUUUAAUACAUUUUCUUAUUCAACAAGCAUCACUUAAUAAUAAACCAGUUUCAUUCGCGAAAGGCAAAUUUUAUAAAAGAUAUUGA